Messenger RNA from Schizophyllum commune H4-8, 1593 nucleotides. RefSeq lists its product as uncharacterized. The record is from RefSeq and is a predicted model, not a curated record. The coding region runs from base 1 to 1593 and encodes 530 amino acids. Gene Ontology annotation, biological process: SCF-dependent proteasomal ubiquitin-dependent protein catabolic process. Gene Ontology annotation, cellular component: SCF ubiquitin ligase complex. The transcript is spliced from 3 exons. Lineage: Eukaryota; Fungi; Basidiomycota; Agaricomycetes; Agaricales; Schizophyllaceae. Gene Ontology annotation, molecular function: protein binding.
AUGCACGUUGCACGCUCGUCAAUCGCAGAGACACUGGCCGCCGUACGUGAUGCGGUUUUAAUGGAUGCCAACCACCUCUCGCAGGCCGAGAUCGGAGACAUAGAGGACCUUGCUCUAUGCCUACUAAAGGGCGCAGGCCGCGCGCGCAACUCACUCGUUCCCAUCAACCAACUUCCGCCCGAGAUACUCAGCCACAUUUUCCAUUUCCUUCGUCCUUCGUUCGGCGACAUUUCCUCGCUGUACAGCGUCGAGCGAUCGCCUAAUUCCGCGAUGGAGAAAGCCGCCGUAGUCUGCCACCACUGGAGGAUCAUUGCCCUGGGAAGUCCAGAGCUCUGGACUACCAUAGACCUGAGCGAUGACGACGCCCGUGUCGGGAAGCUUCUACAGCGAUCUGGCGUUGAGAUCUUGGUACGACAUAUGCAUCGUGUUCAAGAUCUCUCCCUGGACAUGGACGGCUCACACUACUUCGUGAAGCCUGCUCCUUCGCUUGUCCGCGCAGUCCUCAUGGGAUGGUAUGAUGUCGACGCAAACGAAGGGAGUUCCCCUCUAUUCGGAGGCGAGGCUCCUCUCCUGCGCGAGGUUACUCUCAAAGCCUGCCUGCCAUGGCGGGCGUGUCGCUUUCCGAGCAUCACACAUCUUCGUAUAUCCCAAGGGGACACUCCGAAUUCUAGAUUUGACGACGAUUUCUUCAGCAUGCUAGAGGUCUGCCAUCGCCUCCAACUUCUUGUUGUCACUUUCACAGGCAACUCUGACCCUAGCAAUGAUGCAGGGCUCUCGGACACCCGUGUCAUAUCACUCCCUGACCUUCGCACGCUCUAUCUCGACUCGUGGUUCGUUGAUUGUAUGUGGAGUCAUCGUAUUCUCUCUCGUGUCAAGAUCCCCAGAACUUGCGACAUCCGACUCAAAGGAAAGGGUCCCUACCAACCCCCUUUGCUCGCCGCUCUCUUGCAGCCUUUGAACGCCAUGAAUUUCACCUUGCGCUCGGUAUCUACCCUGCACAUUGCAUUUGUACAGAGAUACGCGGCAGUUCAUAUGGCUUACAAUGACGAGACGCUGUCGCUAACCCUGGCCGUUCCCAGCGGGGACGCAUCUUUGGGGUUUGCGGAGCUGAAUGCCGCCUUCGAAACCUGCACGCAUCUCGUCGUCAUUAAUCCUGCACCAAGUCCGCUUAUCUGGCACCACUGGCUCGGCGCCUUGCCGUCGUUGCAGCGGCUCACGAUCGUUGAGCUGGGCGGGUCCAUGGGGCUGAGCGCUGUGUGCAGAGUCCUGCGGCAGGACAUGACGCCUCCCUGCUCUGAUGCGCCUGCCACUACACCUUGCCCUAGUUUGCACUCGCUCGAGUGGCAUUCCUCGCAUGCCCUUCCGAGCGAGUUCUGGCUCACGGCUGACCGCCUUGCUCGCAAAGGCGCAGCGCUUCGGAGUGCGCUUGUCGUGAGGGAGGAUGACAGCACAAUAAAGAGUGUUCAAAGGGUCUCGUGGGACGAGUCGGGGCUGGCCGACAUCCAGUCUUUGCCCGAUGCCGAUGGGUAUCCCACUGGUAAAGCGAUUAAGAAGGCGCACACCGAGGCGGUCAGUAUCCCUUUGUUACUAUAG